Messenger RNA from Quercus robur (English oak), 624 nucleotides. RefSeq lists its product as uncharacterized. The transcript has a single exon. The coding region runs from base 1 to 624 and encodes 207 amino acids. Gene Ontology annotation, molecular function: nucleic acid binding; RNA-DNA hybrid ribonuclease activity. The record is from RefSeq and is a predicted model, not a curated record. NCBI's taxonomy places the organism in Eukaryota, Viridiplantae, Streptophyta, Magnoliopsida, Fagales, Fagaceae.
AUGGACCCACUGAAAUAUCUCUUUGUGAAAAUCUCUUUGAGUGGAAGAUUGUCAAGAUGGUUGAUCUUGUUGGUAGAAUUCGAUUUGAAGUAUGUGGCUAGGAAAACUAUCAAAGGAAGUGUCGUGUUAGAUUUCUGUGCCGAGAAUCCUAUAGAGGGGGAGAAUGGUAAAGAAGACUUUCCAGAUGAGGACAUUUUGAAUGUUGAGUUAGGGGCAUAUAAGAUGUACUUUGAUGAAGCCGUAAACCGAUUUGGGAAUGGGAUAGGAAUACUCUUGAUCACUCUUGAGGGAUCUCACAUACCUUUGGCAAUCAAGUUGAACUUUGAAGUAACAAAUAAUAUGGCUAACUAUGAGGCUUGUAUUACUGAAAUGGAAGCUUUUCGAGAAUUGGGGGUAAAGGAGGUUGAAGUCUUUGGAGAUUCAACUUUAGUUAUAGCCCAAGCACAAAAAUUGUGGAAAGUGAAGGAGGAACACUUGAAGCCUUAUCAACAAUACUUAGAGGACUUGACCAAGACCUUUGACAAGAUUAUGUACACAAUCAUCCCUAGAGCUCAAAAUCAAUUUGUUGAUGCCCUAGCUACCUUAGCCUCCAUGGUUGAAAUACCCAAGGGAGUAUGGACAUGA